Messenger RNA from Epinephelus moara (kelp grouper), 7353 nucleotides. RefSeq names its product HMG box transcription factor BBX. The record is from RefSeq and is a predicted model, not a curated record. The transcript has 16 exons. NCBI's taxonomy places the organism in Eukaryota, Metazoa, Chordata, Actinopteri, Perciformes, Serranidae. Gene Ontology annotation, cellular component: nucleus. Gene Ontology annotation, molecular function: RNA polymerase II transcription regulatory region sequence-specific DNA binding; DNA-binding transcription factor activity, RNA polymerase II-specific. Gene Ontology annotation, biological process: regulation of transcription by RNA polymerase II. The coding region runs from base 600 to 3215 and encodes 871 amino acids.
GCCACAAACCUGCGUUGUAUGUAAACGAACAGUUGCAACUGCGCAAACAAGUAUUUUGAUAACAGUUUAGCCCGUGAGUUUUGUCAGCAGCUGCCCAAGAAGCUUAUACUGUUUCGGAAACCAUUGCAUGUUAAAACCGUGACACGUCCAGUUAGCAGGCUAUACAGCUAGCAAGCUAACUAGCUACUUUUAUUCCUAGUAACACUGCUAGGAAAUGGAGCCACUGCCCAGCAAAACAUUGUCCACAGAUGCAUGUGCCUGGACAGAAAAUCCCCAGUUUAAUUAAUCAUUGUGGAUGUUUUUUUCCUCGGAGUGGGAGACAUUUCGACGACAUUGUCAUCGGAGAGUUUGACAGGAGUGAAAUAUCCCCACUACUGUACUGUACUUGGGGUUUCUCCUCCAAACCAACGCAAGAUGGACUCUCAUUCGGCUUGUCUGUCUUGUCAGAGCUCAGAUCGACAUUUUGCACGGAGAUGAAAAUGUGUGCCUGGAGGUAGGAGCACCGUAGGUCACCGUCAUUGCAUGACAAAGGCUGUGGCAGAUUCAUCUUCAUCACUCAUACAGCAUUUCCAUAGUUUUUUCUUCAGUGCGGUAGUACCAUGAAGGGUGGAGGAAGGGGUAAAGAGCCACCUGUUGCAGGGGAGGUCACUGGCAAGCGUCCCAAACGCAAGUGCCUGCAGUGGCACCCACUUCUCUCCAAAAAGGCUCUGGAUUUCUCUGAAGAGGAAGAAGAGGAGGAUGAAGAGGAGCUGGAGAAGCAGCCAGUGCUAUGUGACCAGGACCAGGGGUCGCAGGUGCAGUGUGGAAGCACAACAGAGGAAGUGGAGGAGGACUCAAAUGAGCAGCGGGCACGGCGGCCAAUGAAUGCCUUCCUUCUCUUCUGCAAACGCCACCGUUCCCUGGUGCGGCAGGAACACCCUCGCUUGGACAACCGUGGGGCCACCAAGAUCCUGGCUGACUGGUGGGCUGUGCUGGAGCCCAAAGAGAAGCAGAAAUACACUGACAUGGCCAAGGAGUACAAGGACGCCUUUAUGAAGGCGAACCCUGGCUACAAGUGGUGUCCCACCACCAGCAAACCGGUUAAGAGCCCCUCCUGUCAGCCUGUCAGCAACCCCCGCAAAAAAGUUUGGUCCUUCGCUUCCAACUCAACCAAGGACUCCACCACUGCCAAAAAAGUGCCCAAAACUGACAGCAUGCCACAGUUAAACUUUGCCAUGGCAGACCCUACAAAGAUGGGAGGCCUUAGCAUGCUGCUGUUAGCUGGGGAACAUGCCCUCACAAACAGAGAGAUCCCUUCCAGCACUAAACCUAGUUUACCUGACACAGCCAGCGAAGGGAACUCCUUUCCAGGCGAUGAGGAAGAGAUGUUGUCUGGGACAAUACCAAACAGAGUGCCUGACAUUACUGAAAGCAGGGUUAAGUCUGCCCUUUCCCCACUGGCAGAGUCAUCUCUCUCUACGGCACCUGAAGGAAAACCAUGUGGACAGUCUGCUCUCUUCCAGCUGGCUGAGAUGUGCUUAGCGUCUGAAGCUGGAAAGAUGGACACCGUGGUAUCUCAGCCUGAACACGGCUCCUCUACAGCUUCUCUCCAGGAAACUACGGUCAAGCCAGAGAUCAAGGAGGAGAAGGCAGACAGUGCCGAGUGUCCUCCCUCCUCACACACAUCAGCCCUCCUACCUUUGCUCUCCUCUGUCACUUCUACCUCCACUGAUGCCAUUCCCCCACAACUCAGCAGCCAAAAUGCACGUGUCAAAAACAAGAGCAAGAAGAGGGAGGUGGCCAAGUCAAAUGAUGACGAUGAGAUCGCUUGCUCGGCAAAGAAGAUCGUCAAGAAGUGUAACCAUGCAGAAUCAAACAUGGACAGUGUCUUCAGUACGAUUGAGGCAGUGGCUAAAGGGGCCUGGAGGGACACAGAGGAGAAGGCCAAAAAGAAGAUCCCGAACAGUCCUAGUGCUGGAAACUCUGGUGGGCCCAAAAAGAAGAGUAAGCCCAAAGUCAAGACCACUGUCAAAGAAAAAGAGGAGGAGAUGGAGGAUGACAGUGGGCAGUGUGAGCAGUACAGUUCCUCUGAGGUGGAAAUGAAGGAAGACAUGACUGAUGUCAGCCCCAAGGCAGAAAUAGAGGAAGCAAGUCUAGGAAGCACUGACCUUCAGGGCAGCAUCACAGAACCCCAUCCCUCCCCCUGCAGCCCCUCACCUGUUAAACUCAAAGAGGACGACAAGGGGAAGGAGAGGUCGAGUGAGGGGACCUGCGACCCCAACAUAGAGAGCCACGGCUCCAGGAAAUCAGAGCGGAGCUGUAAAGGCGCCUUGUAUAAAACCCUUGUUUCUGAGGGAAUGUUGACGUCACUGAGAGCCAACAUUGACCGAGGUAAAAGAGGGGCUUUCCGAGCUUCUGAUCAUGAUGCAAACUGGAGUGAUGACAGCUGGACAGUUUCUCAGAUAGGACCUAAUAAUCCCAAGAAGCUGAAAAAGUCCAAGUCCAAAGAUGAAUGUUCACAGGGCCUAGGGAAACUGGAGGAGGAGUUUGAAAGGAAAUUUAACAGCCUGCCGCAGUUUAGCCCGAUGACAUUUGAUAAGAAGGGGACUGCUGUUGCAAAGAAGAAGAAGACUGACACCUCCACUGUCCAGGAGGAAGUCCCAAAAGCUGGGAAAGGGUCAUCUCCAUCUCAGAAAAAGACUUCAUUCCACAAGAUUGUUAGGAAGCACAAACACAAAAAGGAGAAACCAGUUGCAGUGGACAAAGCCGUGGUACAGAGCGAUUCCACCAUGCUGGAUUCAGCUUCAAAAGCCAAAUCAUGUGCCCCCGUUGCCAUAAUAUGCCCAGAUGUCCAGGGCACCUCUAGUAUGGAGAUGCUAGUUGGUAGCCAGAAGAGGAAGGCUAGGAAGACCAAGAUCACUCACUUGGUGCGGACAGCUGAUGGCAGCGUGUCUCCAGCUGAGGAGGACAAAACUAGGGACCUGAACCAGGAAGAGGAUAAGAAGCCAUUACCCCAACAGAAUUUAUGCAAUGAAAAAGGGUGCUAUAGUAAUCCCAGAGCAGAGGAGGCCGAGAGGAGCACCGUACCACAAGAGCUACCUGCUUUCUUCAGCCUGGCAGCCCUCGCUGAGGUCGCAGCCAUGGAAAACGUUCACAGAGGCCAGAGAGGCUUGGCUGAAAAUCAGAAGAAAGAGCUUGCCCAGACUCCAGUCCUCAUCUCCUGCGCUGAUCAGUGAAACUCUGCUGCUGUUAUGAGAAGCCACAACAUGGACAUUGGCAGUGGAGCUUUACUUUCCUCAGUGGUAACCCUACACUGAAGGGAGACUUGAUCAGGAAGCUUUGGACGGACUCCACCUUACCCUUGUGGUGAAUUUGCUUGAGCUCGGGUUCAUGGUGGGGGAAAGAGGCCCCCUCCUCCUCCUCCCUGGUCCUCGCUAUCUCAGUGUUUUCCCCAGAAGCCUUCCUUUGGUUUGAGGGAGGAUGCCUUUCUGAACUCCUCCUGCCCCCCUUUAGAUGCUCUCUGUUUGGGCCUGUGGAAGAAUCAAGCUGUCCCCCAGUGCAUGGCUUCCCUUAUAGAGAUGGUUGUCAUGGGUUUAUUGUACACCGUUUUGUCUAAUAGAGGCCGUUUUUAAGGCCAUCUUGCGAUUUAAAAAAUAGCAUUUUAGGUAGGGCAAAACAACCCAACACUGCAUUCGUUUUCUAGACGAACACAGCUUUCUGUCACCUUUUUACCUCACACACACGCCUACUGAAGAGUUCCCUCCACCUCUGGUAGAAUACCUCUGUAUUUGAAUAGUUCUUAUCCCUUCCAUUCCUUCCAGCUUCAACCCAAAAUGACUUCAACCAGGGUAAAUGAUCAUCAUGGAUAGACUUCCAUCACCAACUACUUGCUUAAUGUUUUCCUGUGGUACACUAAUCUGGUGUGCUCAAACUAUGGAGAAAUCAUGGUUUAGUAUUUGAUAUGUAAGUUAUGAUGCUACUGUAAAACAGUAUGUGGUAGCUACAAAUAAUCACGUUAGACUGAAUGUGUAAGAGUAGACCUGUGCAUACCUUUGCAUCUAGAGUUGACUAUAGCUGAGGGUGUUUGUUUGUCCUGCUUAUCUUUUAGUGGUAGGUUCACAGUGUCCCUGUCAGGCUUAUGAGACAGCAGGGCAGCUUAAAAGCUUCUUCGUGUGAUUGGGAGGUUGUGUGAAAGUGAUUCAAAUAUAGCCUUAACCCUCCCACAUAGACCCUCCACCCCACCCAGACCUAGAACCAGCUUCUUGCUCAAUGCCAUCACAGUCCUAAAGUCAGUGUAAACAUUUUUUUGAAUAGUGAAAUGCAGUUUUGUCAAUACUUGAUCUUAUUGCAGUUUGCGUAGCAAUUAGAAAGGUUAAUUCCUUGUGUGCGACUUAUUUCGUGGAAUAGGUUUUUGUUUUAAAUCACAUAAACACUGCACUAAUUUGUAGCUGAAGUUUGAGUUGCUCUCAGAAGAGUAAUGAAAUGCCUUGUCUCCACAAGUCACAGUGUUCUUAAACCAUACCCUCUCAGUAGUGUCUUCACUGUCCUCAGGACCUGGCUAAAGCCAACCACACGCUCCAGUGUAAAAGAUCGGAAGUUAUAAGUCAAAGUGGAAUAUUUGUUUCAUGAAAUUGUUUUAUACUGCUUCUCAUAAAAUGAGAAAAAAAGCAAGUGGUUUUUUUUCUGAUUUAGUGCAGAAACAAAAUAUUGAUUUAACGUGUCAUAAUCAGACCACGCUAUUCUACUCUGGUUCCUCACAGUGCCAAUGGAGACAAGGCAUUUAAUAACAGUUCCCCCAUUAUUUUCCUAUCGGCCUUUUGAGAUUUUAUUGCCAAGUAAUGGUCUACUCGGAGGUCACAUGUAAUCAAUGUUUUGAUCUUUAGAAGUAUUUAUAUUUAGAGGCAACUUUGUGUUCUUUAUUUUUGGCUUUGUUUUGUUAAUGUUUGGUCAGAAUCAUUCCAUUUCCACGCCUCUGUCUUGGCCAUACUUUUGUUUACAGUCGAUCAGCUGUAGAAGUGAGGAUAAAUCAGGAAGGAUGCAGUAAAGCUGCAGGUUUGUUGUCUUCCCGAGGGUUGGUGGAACCUGGAAGAGCUGCCACAGGCACAGAGGGUAACUGAGAGCUACGCAGACUCCCCAGCAAUACCCCUCGCCUCCUUACCUAGCAGCCUUUUAUUCCUCUGUGUAGACCAAUACUUAAUUUAUCACGUUUUAGAUUCACAUUUCUAACUUUUAUAGCUCUUUGUUUUCUAUUUAAUUGUCCUUCUGUCAAAAUGUGUGAGUUUAUGAUGCGCUUUUAACUAGGUCCUCUUUAUGCUUUCUCCUGAGGUCAAGUUUACUGGAUUAAGAAUGUUGUCAAAAAAAAAGAUCAAGCUCAUAGACGAUGAAUGCAUCCAUGCUUACCUGCUAAGCAAACGGGCACUGAGAUAAAAUGCACAGUCUCUAGACAAUGAGCUUGUCUUUUCACCUCUGGAGGUGUGCAUCUGACUGCGACUGCAACACCAUUUCUUGGAUAUGUGUUAAGAUGUGUUCCGAGUACUUUUGGACACUUGAUGACAGGACAGACAAAUAAGAAAUGAAUGGGUCUUAGAGAACUCGUGUCUUGAAAUAGAGGAUUUUCCUAUAUCAAGGCAUUGUUACAUGGUAAUAAUGUUUUGCUUCUGUAGGCCCUUGUGUGCAAACAGUACAGUACAUGCAACAAAUCUAUAAUUCCUCUCUAAAUUUGUCCUUAAUAUCUAUUAAACUAACUGCAAAUGUUUCCCAGUUAAGCUUAAGGGAACCACAUUAUGCUUUACAAUAAUCCUUAAAAUAAAUGGUAUAUCUAUUUUUUCAGUUAUGAGAAAAAAGUAGAUGAUGUCAUCCCAGCAGUAAACUGUAUAGUUCUUCCACUGGUUGACGUCAGUGUAGUUCUUUGCAAAGACAAAGAAAUUGUCUUCCCCCCAAAUAUAGAUAUAUUUGCUUAUAGCAAGUGAGUUUAUUGACAUUUGCCAAAGAAAAGGGAAAAGUAUAUUCAAAUGGAAAUCCUGUCCUUUUUUUUUUCUUCUUCUUUUUUAAAGAAAGCUGUCAUAACAGUUGCACUGCAUUUCCUAGGUGUAUAAAUCUUCAGGUAACAAUAUCAGCACAAUUCAUCCUGUGUAUCAAAUGGGAUUUCCAUGAUGUUUGAGCCCAGAGUUGGAAUGAAGUGCAACAAAAGGGCACCACUCAAUGCCUCUUUUACUAUACAGUAUUUGCACCUUAUGACCCAAACCAAAAUGAUCACGGUCUUUGAAGAAAAUAUAUAAUUUUUACCCACUCUAUGGAAAUUAUGCAUUUUAACUAUGAUAUAUGCGAGAAUCCAGUCAAUAACAAAUCCACACAUCUACCAAACAGCCAUAAUAUUCCCCCAUCCCCUCACUUUUUCUAUCUAGAAAAUGCUUCUAUAAAGUUGAAAUUCCUAUAUUAGUUACCUAAAUGACUAUAAUACCCUUUUGUGCUAGUACUGUCUUCUUGAAUGUAAUCAUUUUGUACCUGUAUUUUUCUAAUUCAGUCUUGAUUGUACUGUAUGUAUGCUAUGAUGGUAUACUGUUCCUUAGGUGCAUAGUUCGUUACAACCAACAGUUCUCAUGACAGGAUAGCUGCUGUGCUGCGAACUCAGAGGAAAUGUGUGGAGGUUUUAAGUCCAAAGGACUUACUGUACCAUGUGAGCAUCCAUGAGACUGAUAACUGAGAGAUUGUUGCAUUUUGAGUGGUGGGACAAUAGCUCUCCCUGGUUUGCUACUUCUUUUUUUUUUUUCCUUUGCAGUAAAAGUGAAAGUCUGAUCAGGACAGUUUUUAAAACAAGGACGCUCCUGCAAUCAGAUAGAACAAUUGAAUGCUUGAGUUUCAACUUAUUUAUUACUGUUCCUUUUUAUAGGUUUAGUUGAAUAAAAAACAAUAAAAUAUACAACUGAAUAUGCAUCCAUUUAUACAUGAACGUGUAUAAGAUAAUCUACCCUUUACUGGAAUGUAGAUCAUGGCUUCCUUUUGUUUGUUUUGUGUGAAGAAGAGGUUAUGCCAGAUCUUUAAGUCUCUUUCCUCUGAUAGUUUGUACAACAUGAGCUUAAUCUAAUUUAUGUUACUAGUAAUCAUCAUGACAGAUGUGUUUUUUUUUUUAUUGUUACAGCCCAGUGGUUAAAUGCAGCCUUGCCUUACUGGAACCCCUGCUUAGUGAGGGAUCCCUCAGCCACCCGCCCACCCACCCACCCAGCCUCCCUAGCCCACCCCACCCCACAACAAAACUCCUAUGUCAUAACACUGUUUGCUGAUGCAACUAUUAUUCCUUUUACACUUUCUGCUGACGCAACUAUUACUUCUUGAACACCUAUUAAAAUAACAUCUAUUGCAUCUGUGUGAAAAGAU